Molecule: messenger RNA, 7580 nt
Organism: Pelobates cultripes (western spadefoot toad)
Lineage: Eukaryota; Metazoa; Chordata; Amphibia; Anura; Pelobatidae
Source: the annotation of a GenBank genome assembly
CUGGAAUAUCCUGAGGAAACUGGCUUUAGGUUUCGGCAAGGGACCAUAAGAUGUAUGUUAUUGGUACAGAGUCAGCUGCCCAUUAUAUAUAUAUUCUUUGGAGUUGAAAUAGUUAAUUGGCACAGGUUUUCAUGGAAAAACUUCCUAAAUAUCCGUUUGGUAUUGCUGUAUAUACAGCCUGCAGUCACAGUAAAGGGAAUAACAAUAGCUGCUGACAAGCUAGAAUGCCAUAGAACAGACUGUGUAAUUGGUCAGUGGAUACAGUGGCACAUGACCUGUGUACAGGCGAUUCUGUGUGUUUGGAUCUAGAAACAGUUCAGUACUGGAUGACAGUGGAUAAAGAGAAGAUGGUGAGUGCUUGAUGCUCUGUGUAACGUGUGAGAUAUUCAGUGUUUUAAAAAACAACUAUGGCUGGCCAAGAGUUAAGGGGGUUGUAUUCCAUCAAACUAUAGAACCAAGAUUUGACAUUCCUGAUUUAGAAUGUUCAUGUUCCCUGUAGUUCGCCUUUACAUUAACCCUUAGGGUGAUAGAUGAGCGCAAGUGCGGCAAAACGUGGCAAUUGAUUUAAACAGUUUGGAAACAUAUUGGGCAAAACUGGCAUGUUGGUAUCCGUAAACUUCUUGAGCGCCUCUUACCGGUGAGCCACUUGUCUUCUCAAAUGAGGGCUAGGAGCCCUACUCCCAGACUCAUAUGAUGCAAGUCCAGUCUCCUAGCAUAGACAAUCUCAAGAUGGAAGCCAUUUCCUUGCGCUGUGUAACUGAUCAGCCGAUGUUCUGGCCCAUGACUACUGAAUGCUAUAACAUUAGUAACAAGACUUACCAGAACACAGCACAGGCACACACUGCGCCCCAGCCCCUCAAACAUUACAUAUGGGCCUGGCGCUGGCCAGGUCUUCAGUAAUAGAGGACAUUCAGACAUUACUCUUAAAUCUGGAAAUGUACCACUGGGUUAUGUAGCCAUGGGCUGCCUGAAAGAAUUUUGAGGGCUGUUAAUGUACUUUUUGAGACCGAUUAAAGUCACAGUGUUUUUGUAAUUUCUGCUGGUAAAAAAUGUCACAAAUAGAUCCGCCAGACUCUGAAAGUUCACAAACUGCUUUGACAGGUGAUAUGUGCACAUAACCAGUUAUUUUUUUUGCAGUAAUAUAACAGAUGGUUCUUUCUGUAAUUGGGCUCGGGUCCCCCAGUGAACCAUCACCCUAGUGACCCUCUUUCUAUUGCAGGGAUAGACAACCUUUGGCACUCCAGAUGAUGUGGACUACAUCCCCCAUAAUGCUCUUACACCCAUAAUUCUGGCAAUGCAUUAUUGGAGGAGUAAUCCAAAACAUCUGGAAUCCCGAAGGUUGCCUAUGCCUGCUAUUGCGUUAGGAGCCAUGCUGUAUUAAUAUAGUGGCAGCCUUUAAUGUUUUAGAAUUAAAGGGACACAAUAGUCACCAAAACAACUUUAGCUUAAUGAAGCAGUUGUGGUGUAUAGAUAAUGUCCCUGCAGUCUCACUGCCAAUUCUCUGCCAUUUAGUAGUUAAAUCACUUUGUUUAUGAACCCUAGUCACACCUCCCUGCAUGUGACUUGCACAGCCUUCCUAAACACUUCCUGUAAAGAGUAAUCUAAAUGUAUCCUUCCUUUAUUGCAAGUUCUGUUUAAUUAAGAUUUUCUUAUCCCCUGCUAUGUUAAUAGCUUGCUAGACCCUGCAAGAGCCUCCUGUAUGUUAUUAAAGUUCAAUUUAGAGAUUGAGAUACAAUUAUUUAAGGUAAAUUACAUCUGUUUGAAAGUGAAACCAGUUUUUUUUAAUGCAGGCUGUGUCAAUCAGAGUCAGGGGAGGUGUGACAAGGGCUGCAUAAACAGAAACAAAGUGAUUUAGCUCCCAAAUGGCAGUGACUUGAGCAGUGAAACCUAAGAGGCGUGAUCUAUAAACUAAAACUGCUUAAUUAAGCUAAAGUUGUUUAGGUGACUAUAGUGUUCCCUUAACAGAAAAUCCGUGGUAAGAGAAAAGUUCUAAAUGUGGGGCAGUCAUUGGAAUUAAAAUAAAUAAAUAUAUUUUGUUUUAAGUGUACUGAAAGUCCAUUUUUUUUUUUAGUUUAACUUUAUUACACCCUUUAUUCUAAAAAUAAAGAUUUAAGAAAGCCAUUAAAUGUACCUGCAUUCCAGCGAUGAGUAAGUCUCCUCUGUAGCAUCAUCUGUUCUGAUGCUCUCUGUCCAAAAAUAUGUUUUUCACAUUUGUUUUGCAUUGUGAGCAUGCAUAGCAAUUACUGCAAUCUGCCAAUAGACACUGACAGUCAUUGGAGAUUUGUUUUUGGCUAAAUGUAAACAUUGCUGUAUCUGAGAAACAUGAAUAUUUUACAAUCAUCAGACAAAACAUACAGAAUCCAUGCUAAUUCCUCUAAUAGUGACUCGUUUGUACAUCUUUCCCAAUGUAAGGUAUCAGCAAGGGCUUUUCUUAUUUUUAAACUUUCAGCAGUUUAGCAGAUAACUCCCUAAAGCAGUACUUUGUGGGUGACACCUUCAUUCGUUCUUCGUAGGGAGUAAUGGGCAUCUUGGAAAUGAGUUUUGGAAAUUAACAAAAUCUUUCAAAUUUAAUUUUUGCCCAAAUAGAUUUAAAUAUGAAGGUAUAAUUUCUAGGCAUAAAAACAUGUAUUCCUGACCACAUGGCCCUCCCUAAAUGUAGUAAAAUCUUACUUGUGUUCAAGUCUGCAGCUGCUGCCUCUGCCCUCUGAUCUGCCUGCUUGGCUGACAUCAUCAGAAGAGAUGCUCUGAGCCAAUCACAAUGCUUUCACAUUGUAUUGGCUGAGCUUGUCAAGGCGGUAAAUCAAAGGCACAGCCAGCAUAAGUUAAACACAGCUCUGGCCAAUCAGCAUCUCCUCAUAGAGAUGCAUUGAAUCAAUGCAUCUCUAUGAGGAAGGUUCAGUGUAUCUAUGCAGAGGAUGGAGACACUGAAUGGUAAUCACACUGUGCAGCACUGCCCCAGGAAGCACCUCUAGCAGCCAUCUGAGGAGUGGCUAGUUGAGGUAUCUCUAGUGUAAUGUAAACACCACUUUUUCUCUGACAAUACAGUGUUUACUUCAGAAAGCCUAAAGGUAAUGAUUCUACUCACCAGAACAAAUACAAUAAGCUGUAGUUGUACUGGUGACUAUAGUGUCCCUUUAACAAAAAAUCAUCCCAAAAUGUUCCAUUCAUAAUAAUAACCAAAUCACACUAAUCUCAGGCUUUGGUUUUGUUCCCAGGGGGGAGGUUACGACCUUGAGAUUUUCACAGAGUGUCCGGACCACGAUCUUUUGUGCUCUAUCUGCCGUGGUGUAUUGAAAUGCCCCGUAAUGAUUUCCUGCAGCCACAUCUUCUGCCGCAAAUGUAUCUUACAAUGGCUUAAAAGGUAGGUUAUUCAGACAUUAACUUGUUCCAGUGGCAGCUGGUGAAAUUUAACGGUGAUAAGGUGCUGAGGUUGUCCCAAAAUUACUACAAACCUUUAGACACAAGGAUUUGGGAAACAAUUUCCACUUUUAAGAAUUACAAAUGUAUUCACUGAUGUUGUUACCCAAUGACAGCCCUAGAAGACAUAUUAGGCAAACUUGCCUUUUAGGGACUCCAAGAUCUGAUGGCCCAAGCAAAACCAAUGGGUGAUGUCAAAAGUGUUAUUAGAACAGACUAAUCAUGUCUUGCCAUGUUGUUUAUAGCAAGCAAAAUGGGCAUUUAAAAAAAAAAAAACUUACACAUUUUCACCUAAUUAGUUGCUUAGCCUCACAGCAGCAUUUCCAUUCAUUAAUAAGGGAGAGUAAAACACUUUAAUUUAUCUUUAAUACUUUCAUUUAAGACAUGAGAGAAAUAUUGUGCCUGUUAUGACUAGCUGUUCGUGUCUUGGCCUAUAGUCAGUUAUGUUAAAAUUAAGCCUGGUCUGCAUAUUAGAAGCACUUUUGUUGAAGUUUGUUGCCAGAAUUCAACCAAGUUUUAGUUUCAGGCUUUACUACCAUUUUCAGGGUUUAGUAACUAAACAGUUAAAUCUAUUGUAUCAAAAGUUGAAUUUCAAAAUUUAGGCCAAAAAUAUUCAAACAGCUGGACUUAUUCUCCAAGUACACUUGCAGUCAUAGCUGGGCUAUUUAAGCUUGAAAUGUAGUUUUCCAGUUCACAACAAUUCACUGUUUGGCGAUAAACUCUUAAAGAAACAUAGAAUGUGACGGCAGAUAAGAACCAUUCGGCCCAUCGGCAGAUAAGAACCAUUCGGCCCAUCUAGUCUGCCCAGUUUUCUAAAUACUUUCAUUAGUCCCUAGUCUUAUCUUAUAGUUAGGAUAGUCUUAUGCCUAUCCCACGCAUGCUUAAACUCCUUUACUGUGUUAACCUCUACCACUUCAGCUGGAAGGCUAUUCCAUGCAUCCACUACCCUCUCAGUAAAGUAAUACUUCCUGAUAUUAUUUUUAAACCUUUGCCCUCUAAUUUAAGACUAUGUCCUCUUGUUGUGGUAGUUUUUCUUCUUUUAAAUAUAGUCUCCUCCUUUACUGUGUUGAUUCCCUUUAUGUAUUUAAAUGUUUCUAUCAUAUCCCCCCUGUCUCGUCUUUCCUCCAAGCUAUACAUGUUAUAUGUAAUUAAGAUAUAUAGUUAUUAAUAAAAGUGUGAAUUGUCUGAAAUAAAUUGUGAAUUCAAAGGGAAAUCCAAAAUAGCUGGAAUUAAUAAAAUAGCUGACUUUGAGGAUGUUUCCAGUUUGAUUAUUUUAGCCUUAUGUUUAAAACUCAGAUAAUUUUGGACAAUCUACUUUAGUGCAUACUUCUGUCCGUACUAUAUAACAUUGAGGUUUUUUAUGAAAACUCUCCUAUUAUUUUGCCAAAGCAUGAAAUGCUGACUUUAAAUCUCAUUUCCUUAGGCAGCAAACAUGCCCAUGUUGCAGAACCGAGGUGAGGGGUAAAUUAUUUGUCCUGAUGCACAAACUGAAGAGGAAAAUCAACCGCCUGCAAGUCAAGGUAAAGGAGCACCCACUACAUCAGACAGAGAACUUGAAGCGCAUGCCUAGGCAUGCCUCCCUGCAUGUGACUUACACAGCCUUCCAAACACUUCCUGUCAAGAGACAUCUAAUGUUUACACUUGCUAGCUAGAACCUGCAGGACCUUCCUGUAUGUAAUUAAAGUUAAAUUUACUGGACAAGGGAUCAAAACUUUUAAAGUAAAUUACAUGUCAUUAAAAAUGAAACCAUUUUUAUUCCAUACAGGCUCUGUCAGUCACAGCCAGGGGAGGUGUGACUAGGGCUGCACAAACAGAAACAAAAGGGAUUUAACCACUAAAUGGCAGAAAAUUGAGAAGUGAGAAUACAGGGGCAUGAUCUAUACACAAAAAACUUCUUUACUAAAAUAAAGUUACUUUGGUGGCUAUAGUCUCUCUUUAAAUGGUUAUUAUAUUGCUAUAGAACAGACAUAGGCAACCUUUAGCUCUCCAGUUGUUUGGACUACAACUUCCAUGAUGCUUUGCCAGCAUUAUGGGUGUAAGCGCAUUAUGUUGGAUGUAGUCCACAACAUCUGGAGUGCCAAAGGUUGCCUAUCCCUGCUAUAGAAGAAUGGGUGACUGAGCUAAUUGUCCAGUCAAUGAAUGGGUCACCAAGCUCAUUCCACGUAUAUAAUUUCUGUCCCUAACAAGAAAAGUAAUGUAACGCUGGUCUAGGGCAUCUGAUGUCUUGUGGUACAAUAUGUCGCAAUGAUUAUUUACUGUUUCUGUUUUGCCAGUGUCCCAAUGAGCAGAAUGGCUGCCCUGCACAUUUCCCUUUACUGAGGAGCAAAGAGCAUGCAGAAUCCUGCGCGUUUGGUUUGGUAGAGUGCGCGAACGAAGGUUGCAACACUGAGGUUCUGAGGAGGGACUUUUCAGAACAUAGCCAGCUCUGUGAAUUCUGGAGGGAGAUGUGUCAUAUGGGAUGUGGAACGCUGCUUAAUCCAUCCAACCGAGAUGAGCACAAUUGUUACAUGGAGUUGAAAGAGAACUAUGCUACGCAGCUCAACAAGUUACAUCAGAAAGCACGUCACAUAGAAACGCUUUCCACCCAAAUGAGCAGGCAGAUACAGCUACUCACUGAGAGCCUGGAUACUGAACAGCCAGUAACUCAUUCAGAAGAGUUAAACGCCUAGGAACAUCUAACGCACCAGCCAAGUAAAACUUAUAGGGUGCCAUUUUAAAGAGAAUACAAUUUUGCCUAUACAUUGUGCUUGCCAAAUCAUGGGCACAUGCAUGAAUUCAAUGUUAUCGCUAUGUUAUUUUUUUAUUUUUAAUAAAAAUGACAAGUUUGGUGAUUGCACUAGGUGCAUUCUAGCUACUGUCAGGGUUAUUUACUUAACUGGGAUGUGUUUAGAAAUGAGAAGGGCAUUCAAAAUUUUAGGUCAAAAUAAAAAAUCCAGAUGGGCUAUUUUGGCCUACAAUUUGCAGUUUCCUUCCCAUUUCUACACAAUGUCAGGUUUUAGUGAAUUACCCUAUGUUUGAGAUUUGGCAACAUUUGCGUGGUUGUUAGAGAAACAUAUAUACCCCAUACGGCACAAUGUUUUGAGUUAUGCACGACAGGUAAUGGGCCACAAGGGAUAGCACAGUGAAAACGGGUUGUCCAUGUCAAGAUUGGUGUUGAUGUGAUCUUGCUGCACUUAUUAUGAACAUUUCUCAAGUGUCCUGUGGGUAAUAAGGGAACAAACCCAGGACCUUUGCUGGUGAAUAUGACAGGCCAAUAACUACAUUAAAGGAACAUUAGAAAUACAAACCUACAGUACUAACGCCAUAGUGCCCUAGUCCAUAAUUACGUUAGUUGGCCAACCCCCGAUUUGUUUUAAAAAUAUAUUUAAAAAGGAUUUUACUUGCCUUUUCCCAGCGAUGAAACUCCCUCUGCACUGAAGACCAGUCCGUCUCCAGUGCCGUCAUUGAUUUGAUGCAACCUCCUCAUUGCUGGUCCAAUACAAUGCUACUUACAGUGAAGCAUUGAGGACCUGAAGCGCAUGCGCAGCAAGUGCCACACACACCCAAAACUACUCAAUACCGCCCAAUACUAUAUGCUGAAAUGUCACGUGACUGAGUUUUACUCGGACAUUCUAGCAGAGCGGUCUUUAGUGGCUGUCAGUAUGCCAGCCAUUAGAGCCACAUUUAACCAAUCUAUGUAAACAUUGCUGUUUUUGCAAAAUGGCAAUGUUUUACCUUGGAAGGUUAAAACUACGAACCACUGAACCUAGACCACUUUGUUUUAAUGAAGUGGUGUGGGUAACUUUAGUGCUCCUUCAAAUUUGUAUACCUACCUGAAGCUACCCUUGACUCCACACUUUGCAUGGGUGACACUUUCACUGCCAAGACUCACUUGAAUCCCAAAUUUGCAAAACCAAUUUCUAGGGCAAAUUUUGUGAAUCGUCCAGCUGCUGUGUACAUAAAAUAACUGGAGAUCUUCGGACAAAAAAGAGCUUCAAAUCAUGGUUUUGCAUAUUUUGGACUUUUGUUUUUCUUUUUUUCAGUUUUUUUACUAUUAGUAGGUUUGGUAGUUCUGUGGUUUCAAUUAUUGGAGGCUAUAAAGAUAUAAAAUUGAAAUAUGAUAUCCAGAUUGUACAGUAAUGAUGACUUUAUUUAUAAUUAAUAAAAAAGAUUUGAACUAAAAA